This is a messenger RNA of Microbotryum saponariae, 871 nucleotides long. The record is from the annotation of a GenBank genome assembly. NCBI's taxonomy places the organism in Eukaryota, Fungi, Basidiomycota, Microbotryomycetes, Microbotryales, Microbotryaceae.
AUGCCGUGUCAGCCAGUAGGACAGGGUCAUCGAGGCCCCCGUUCCCGAAGCGCCUCUCGGGUGGGAUGACGUACACACGGACAAGCCGGCCAGGCCCGUGACGAGUGUACGGUGUGCGAUGUCGGCCAGACCUAAUCGAGCGGCUCCAGACAUGGCUUGUGAAUUCAAGCUUGGACUGCAGGAUAUGAGCGAAGGUCGCGGGGGUUUUGGCAGUCGGUUGAGGUUGAGGUCGCGAGCCAAAUGGCGAUGUAACUUCCGCGCCGGCGGCCCGACGUCUAAGGCUGGGCUUGGGAGAGGUUGGGAAUUGUUUGGGGCGUCUGAAGAAAAGAGCACAAAAAGGGCGGAAAAGAAGGAGGUUCACCUCAUUGUAUCUUGUAAUCCAUAUCUUCAGAGCCUACCUUUUUCAUUGCACUCAACACUGCUGACCGAAGCUUGAGAACGCUUUGAAGUGAGGCCGCUGCGAUCGGGACCGCCCGCCUGAUUCUCAAGCUUAGACAACCCAGAUCUACGUGUACCUGGCGUAGGUGUACUGGCUACACCGAGGAUUCCCGACUUCGGUGCGCACGUCGUACGACAAGAGAGUACGGCAAUGUACAUCAUGUGUUCGUCUAUCCUUCUUCCCUUCUUAAGUUGAUGUUCUUAUUUCCCCCCCCCCUUUUUUUUUUUUUUUUUUUUUUUUUUUUAAAAAAAUUUUACUGGGGCUCAUAAAUUGCAAUCCUUCGGGUUGGCUGGGACCGCUACAAAAAGAGCUAAAAGAGGUUAUAAAGCAACGACGGCAAGCAAUUGGGUGAAAGUCAAACCCCUGCGCGCAAAGAGCGCUGCGCAGAUCAAAACCCGCCGAGCACCUAACGCGGACUCCAACGGGCGGUGA